AUGACAGUCGCGGCACGUGACGAGGGCUUCAGCUAUAGAGAAUUGAACUCAACUGCUCCCCAGGACGUUGCCGUUGCCUCGGCGAACCACGAUUUCUGCGCCGUUGUACAUGUGCUGGUUGGAGCUCCUCACCAGGGAAAUGCCGCCCUUCCUCCUCGUCAGGGGGAACCAGACGUCUGUGUUGACUUUCUAUUCGUAAUGCCGCGUCCAUAUCAGAAAUGCCCUACGUCACCCGUGACGAGUGGAGACCGGGACUCGCAUACUCCUUUUAUGCAUCAAUCCGGAGCGCCCCUUUUCGAGGUGUCAGGGCUUCCUGCUCCGCCAGCCGCGGAUAACCCGUUUUCCCGAUUGAUGACAAGCCUCCUGGAUUUCAGCCUCAAGAGUCACUUCAGACGGCUUGCGGAAUUUUCCCUUGGAAAAAAACCCAGAAAAUCUUCCAGUCUACGAGUUCAGCAGGUUUCGGCAAACCUUUUCUCCUUUAUUCAGCAUUUCGAGUCGUUAACAACUACGGCGCGUUUGGCACGUUACAUUCUGAGGAAUUUUCUCAACCGUCUUCAGUACCGGAAUAAUUAA
This is a messenger RNA of Notodromas monacha, 573 nucleotides long. Lineage: Eukaryota; Metazoa; Arthropoda; Ostracoda; Podocopida; Cyprididae. The record is from the annotation of a GenBank genome assembly.